AUGGAAUGUAGUGAUUCGAAUCGAUACGCGCAAAUUAGACACCCAUACGACACCGACAGUGGUUACUUAAUUUCGGAAAGGCAAGCAGAAUGCUUCUGUAAUGUGAAGCGACACAUCGUGUCUACCUGGCGCCCGCCCGCCGCCGCGGGGCGCGCGCUUGCGGAAACUCACCCCUUCAAACGGGAAGCAGCGGCGCCGCACCCUGGCCGGCGGGGUGGGGCGAGGCAGGGCGGCCUAGCGGGCAGCGGCGGCGGUGGCGCCGGCGCAGGUGGGGGGGAGGGGAGGGAGGGACGCGCGCGCCGCGCCACAUUGGCGGCCCCUCACCCGUUCGCAGGCCGCGCGCUAGACAGACGUCCGCGCGCCUUCCGCGCCGAGGAACGCGUCGUCGCCUCGCUCAAGUCGCUCCCGCCGGGCGCCCGCGGACCACGUGCUCCGUUCGCGCGCGCCGCCGCCGUCAUUUGUUUUGCCGCAGCCGCGACGACACUGCGCCUCUUGCCCGCGCGCACGUGGAGCCGGCUGCGUGCGACCGUAUCGGCCGUCCCGCCGCCUGCCACCAUGCGGUCGACGUGGCCGCGACUGCUGCUGGUGCUGUCGCUGCUUCUCGCGAGCCGGCGGCCCGCGCCCGCGCGGAGCGGCGGUGAAGACGCGCCAGCGCCGCCUCCGCCGAGGGGCCCGGCGGUGGGUGCCGACGCCGCGUGCGCCCGCGACCCCACGGGCGACGCGUCGCUGCGCCGCGAUCCGCGCUGGCUGUGCGCCGCCGCCCGCGCCCGCUGCCUCGCCCGCCACGCACAUUUAAUUAAAGUUAGUGAAGUAUGCAAUGAUGACACACAUUUUCACAUUGAUGUUAGUGGUGCACAUCCGUUUUCAUUGUUUGUGGAUCUCAAAAAGCGCCACAAUGGUGCAGCAUUGGCGACGUCAAACCGGUUGCCCGAGGACAGUGGGGCGUUGGCGGGCUUAUAG
Molecule: messenger RNA, 960 nt
Organism: Gryllus bimaculatus (two-spotted cricket)
Lineage: Eukaryota; Metazoa; Arthropoda; Insecta; Orthoptera; Gryllidae
Source: the annotation of a GenBank genome assembly